Molecule: messenger RNA, 2973 nt
Organism: Hippocampus comes (tiger tail seahorse)
Lineage: Eukaryota; Metazoa; Chordata; Actinopteri; Syngnathiformes; Syngnathidae
Gene: rfx2
Product: regulatory factor X, 2 (influences HLA class II expression)
Exons: 18
Coding region: 506-2851 (781 amino acids)
Biological process (GO): regulation of transcription by RNA polymerase II
Cellular component (GO): nucleus
Molecular function (GO): DNA-binding transcription factor activity, RNA polymerase II-specific; RNA polymerase II cis-regulatory region sequence-specific DNA binding
Source: RefSeq, a predicted model, not a curated record
GUCUGUUUUUGCACAUUUUGCUGUCUGGGAUGAGCCUUGUUUCAUUUAUUAACGGAAACGCAUGUCCCAAAUACACAGAGCAGAGAUUGCCUCGCGGGGCUUAUUAAGUGGAAAUUAAAAGUACUGUUUGGACAUGUUAUUGUGGCCGUUUCAACAUAGGAAGAGUUUAGAAAAGAAGAUUAAUUAAUGCAGAGAGUCUAUUAAGAAUCUGUGGAAACAGUUGAGUCUACAGAAUUGGAGUGGUUUUGCAAAUCAUUGUGGGCUUCUGUUGCUAGGAUACAAAGAAACACAUGUUGUCAUAUGCCAAAGAAACGUUGAGACUGAUUGGUACAUACGCAGCGGCAACAAGUUGAAACUGGUUGUAAAAUGGGAAUGUUUCUCUCCUCUCUGCGUGUGUGUCAUCACGGGCAUUCUUUACAUUCCACCUGUUUGUAUCGUGGCUACACAACUGCUAAUUAAAUUUCCUGCCACAAACAGCAGGCAAGGCAGUGACAUUUGCAUUACAAUGACCAUUCCCUCCCCCUCCCAAGUGGCAGGGAUAACUGGAGCCCCCCAUUCCCUCCUCACUUUUCCUUUCUUCAAUGGACUUUCUGCUUUGUUGGAAGAUGUUUAUUCGGCUUCAAAGCUUGCAACAAAGUCAUCCAAAGACAGCAUGCAGAGCUCCGAGGGCGGCUCCGACACUUCGCCCAGCGUGGCGGCGCUGCGGACGUCAUCAUCAGCCCAGGCCCCUGUGGUACAGCCUGUUCCAGCCUCCCAACAGAGAGCGCUGGUACAAGCCACAGGCUCAGUUCAGAAGGGAGGACAAGUACAGCAGCUUUCAGUAUCCAGGGCUCAACAGGUGCCUGCACAGGUGCAGCAGUCACAACAUGUCUAUCCAUCCCAGGUGCACUAUGUAGGGGAAGGCGGAGAGGCUGUUUACACUAAUGGGACAAUUCGCACGGCCUACUACAACCCAGAGGCUCAGUUGUACGGUCAGAGCAGCGGGGGAUCGUACUUUGACUCGCAGGCCGGCGGAGCGCACGUCGCCACCGUGGUCUCCUCCGCAAGUGGCGGGGUACCACCUCAUAGCAUGGUGGGCAUUGCCAUGGACGUAAGCAGCAGCCAUAUCAUCUCCAGCGGCAGCACCUAUUUGAUCCAUGGAGGAAACAUGGAAGGAAGCCGCAACCAUAUAUCACACUCCUCUCGCUCUUCUUCAGCUAUGCUUGAAAUGGCGAUUGAAAACCUCCAAAAGUCUGAAGGAAUUGCAAGUCACAAAAGCAGCCUGCUCAACAGCCAUCUCCAGUGGCUGCUGGACAACUACGAGACGGCGGAGGGUGUGAGCCUGCCCCGGUGCUCCCUCUAUAACCAUUACUUGCGGCAUUGCCAGGAGCAGAAACUGGAUCCAGUCAAUGCCGCCUCUUUUGGCAAGCUCAUUCGCUCCGUCUUCAUGGGCCUCAGGACCCGGCGCCUCGGAACCAGAGGCAACUCAAAGUAUCAUUACUAUGGCAUCCGGGUGAAGCCAGACUCCCCCCUAAACCGGCUGCAGGAGGACACCCAGUACAUGGCCAUGAGGCAGCAGCCUGUCCACCAGAAACAAAGGUUCAAACCUCUGCAGAAGGUCGACGGAAUGCCUGACAACCUGUGCGUCAACUCGCACUGCAACAACACUCCAGAACAGUCUGUUGCCGCUCAGAGCCAACACCAUCAGCAGUACAUCGACACAGCCCACAGCUUGCCCGAGUUUCCCGCUCCCGAGGUGGGCACUCAGCCUCUGCCAGAGCGCAUCAGUAUGAACGACAUCAAGAAGCUGCAGACCCUCUACAGAGACCACUGCGAGGCCACACUAGACGUGGUGAUGAACCUCCAGUUCCACUACAUCGAAAAGCUCUGGCAGACCUUUUGGUACUCAACAGCACCAUCUAGUGACUCGAGCACCGCCAUUCCCAACAGUGAUGAUGAACUGGAAGGCGUGCUGCCCAGAGAGAAGCUGGUAAAUCUUUGCAAAUAUGAACCAGUGCGACUAUGGAUGAGAAGCUGUGAUCACAUCCUCUACCAGGCCUUGGUGGAGAUCCUCAUCCCGGAUGUGCUGCGGCCUGUUCCCAGCACUCUCACUCAGGCCAUCAGGAACUUUGCCAAGAGUCUGGAGGGAUGGCUGACGAAUGCCAUGACCAGCUUCCCUCAAGAAAUCAUCCGCACGAAGGUGGCGGUGGUCAGUGCCUUCGCGCAGACGCUGAGACGUUACACCAGCCUGAACCACCUCGCCCAGGCGGCACGCGCCGUCCUCCAGAACACCUCACAGAUCAACCAGAUGCUCUCGGACCUCAACCGGGUCGACUUCGCUAACGUCCAGGAGCAGGCGUCGUGGGUGUGCCAGUGCGACGAGAGCGUGGUGCAGCGUCUGGAGCAGGACUUCAAAGUCACCCUGCAGCAGCAGAGUUCUCUGGACCAGUGGGCCACUUGGUUGGACAACGUGGUCUCUCAGGUGCUCAAGCCUCACCAGGGCAGCCCCAGCUUCCCCAAGGCGGCACGGCAGUUUCUGCUCAAAUGGUCCUUCUACAGCUCCAUGGUGAUUCGAGACCUGACUCUGCGCAGCGCUGCCAGUUUCGGUUCCUUCCACCUGAUCCGCCUGUUGUACGACGAGUACAUGUUCUACCUGGUGGAGCACCGGGUAGCUCAGGCCACCGGAGAGACGCCCAUCGCCGUCAUGGGAGAGUUCAGUGACCUGAACUCCAUGAUGCCAUCACUCAUGGAAAAAGACGUGUCUUUCUCGGAUGAGCUGAGCGACCUGGGCAGCGACGCAGACGUGUCUCGAAGCGAGCCGGCCGUCAAGCGGGAGCGCAUCGAAAUGAGCCACCCUCUGCAGGAGAUGUGAGGCCGGUGCGCUCGGCCCACGUCGCUUCCCCGCCCGUGUACAUUUGUCUAGUUAGAUCCAGCGGCUGUGUUGUCAGUCCUAGCAAUGGUAACACCGCUGCAUUUUUUUUUUUUUUUUUAUGA